AUGAUGCUCCGCACCCCUCUCCUCCUCGCCGCACUCGCCCUCACGACGGCAUUGCCGAUACCCCACCGCGACGCCCGCGACCACGCGCACCACAAGCGCGAGCUCCCCACCCCCGGCGCGGCGGCUCCAAACCUGGCCAAACGUCACGUCGAGGUACCCGUUCCGCAAGGCGGCAGCUUCCAUAACGAGACCCACUGGUGGGUGCCCGAUACGGUGCAUCACGGUCUCGUCGAGCCGGACAGGCAGGCGGGCGACAACACGGACAUUGGGGGCCGGCGGGUGCAGAUGCACAUUGUGCAGGGGAGGGCGAAGACGAGCUGGGCUUAA
Trichosporon asahii var. asahii CBS 2479 is the source of this 327-nucleotide messenger RNA. RefSeq lists its product as uncharacterized. The transcript has a single exon. Lineage: Eukaryota; Fungi; Basidiomycota; Tremellomycetes; Trichosporonales; Trichosporonaceae. The record is from RefSeq and is a predicted model, not a curated record. Bases 1 to 327 code for a protein of 108 amino acids.